UUGUUGCAGAGGCUGAACGGUUGGUUGAGAAGGGAAUAUAAUCCGGUGCUUCUAUUUCAUCAAAGAAGAUGAUUACAAUCAACUGAAAAGUCAACAUAUUGCUUAAUAACUAUCGAUUUCGAAUAUCUUCCAGCGGUGUGAUUUCAUUUGGGUUUUGAUAGCAUUACUGGAUCAGACCUCUUGAUUGAAGAUGUCGUUUAGAGCGUCGAAUUCCACCUUGUUCUCCUCUCUCGCUCUGUAUUCUGUACAUUCUUUGUAGCUUCUGGAGAGGUGAAAUUAAAUCUUUUUCGAAUCUAUUUUCAAGCCACAGAUCUAUAUGCUGAAUCAAGAAAGCUCCCCAGAUUGUUCUCUUCCAUUCUUCAAAGCAAAAUUUGUUUUUAGUUUCUGUUUUUCUGUGAAUUCUAACUAUCUUACGAUGAAUUUUAUUAUGUGUAUAGUCUAGUUCGCUCCGAUUCUGGAAGUAUUCAAUAAUGGGGCUAUCGUCCACCACUACUGGCAGUGAAGGAUUUCAAUUUUGUGUGUUUGAUCUAAGAAGGGGACAACAUGAAGGACAGGAGCUUGACAAGAUUUUAUUCUUUUUUCCUGCUGAUUUGCCCUUCUCCACGCAACUUUCCGUAAUUGGGCUUAGCGAAGGACUUAUCACCUUUACAAGAAUUUUCUCUCCUGAAGCUGCCUGUGAGGUCAUUGAAGCAGAGAGGCACUCCCAUGUUUUCUAUCAGGCAGAGCCAGAUAUCUGGAUGGUGAUGAUUGUCGAGAAAAAUAAGGAGGCAGAAGCCAUUUGGCGGAUUGACGCAUUACACCAAGUUCUUAAAGAAGUACACUCUCUUUUUAUGAUGUUUCAUGGAUCUAUACGAGCUUUACUUGAGAAAGAACCUGGUGGCGGACUUGCUCGUUCUCAUUUGUAUUUUUUUGUCAUGGAUUAUUUAACUGAUUUUCUUGUUGGGAAGAAACUUCAGUUACCAUCUUUUCGUGACUGUUUAAAGGAACGUGGAACUGUUCAGAUGUUGACAGUGGGGCGGGAGGCUGCAAUUGAAGUUCAGUCACUUGUUAGGGUAGUGGAAUCUGCAUGUGCUGGGAAUACUGCUUGCAACUCUUUGGUCUUGUUUCAAGACCUGCUGGUGUCCACGACGCUUUCUCCUGAUGAUACAGUAAACCUUUUCACUUAUGCGAUUCUAAGGCUGACACCACUUGCACUAUCCUCUGGAAGUAGUUCAUGGUCCUAUUUGCGAAAGGGAAGCACGCCCUCUCUCAUUGCCACAGGAUCUAUCUCUCCAAACUCGGGUUCUGUUAUAGAACAAACUUACACCUCACGUGAUACUUCCCCUGGUGGGCAGGGUCAAAGAUUUCAUGUUCCAAGGCCCUUGCAACGUGACAAGUGGUCUAAAGGGAAGGACGGUUUCCUCGUUAUUGAGACAUCAGGUGCAGAAGUUGGUAGUUUAAAUUCUUCAACUCCAACAGUGUGGCUCCGACAGUCGGAUGAAAGAAUGUAUCUUUGUGUUUUCCAGCAGAAGAACCUCACCAUAAUCCUUCUCAUUCCUGUUAGCUCUAUGAUUAAUGGAGAGCAGGGGAUUUCCAUGGUGAAGCAACAAAUUCUUGAAAAUGCUUCAAUGAAGAUCUUGAAAGUUGAUGAAAAGCUAUCAAGAGGAUGGGGUGGUGAAAAUGCUUAUCAUGUCCGUGGAUAUCGCUACUUAUUGUUUGAUGGUGACCGAAACAUAUCAAGGGCUUCUCCACCAGGAAAAGUUACUACUCUGUCAAAGGUUGGUCAAUGGCUCCUUUGUAACUUCAGACAGGAUUGCCAUAAUUUUAUUUGCAAUGAGUUGCAUGAUUUGUGGAGUAGUGGAAAAUUGGAAAAGGCAAGUAGUUACCACCAGCAAAUGCAUUUUUACCUCUUGUCCAGUGUUAGCCCUUGUUUAUGUGGGGAUUUUAGAUAGCUUUGGCAUGGAAACUUG
This is a messenger RNA of Macadamia integrifolia, 1949 nucleotides long. Its product is annotated as vacuolar fusion protein CCZ1 homolog B-like. The record is from RefSeq and is a predicted model, not a curated record. Lineage: Eukaryota; Viridiplantae; Streptophyta; Magnoliopsida; Proteales; Proteaceae. Gene Ontology annotation, cellular component: intracellular membrane-bounded organelle; Mon1-Ccz1 complex. The transcript is spliced from 7 exons. Gene Ontology annotation, biological process: vesicle-mediated transport. Bases 471 to 1931 code for a protein of 486 amino acids.